UAGGUAACAAAUACAACCACAAGCAAACGACCCCUAAAUAAAAUAAGACACACCAACCGAUAGUAGCAUAGCCCACAACUUUGUAGAACAAAAUUCAGAAGUGAGCGAAAUGAAUGCAGCACCGCAAGAAACGCCAAUUCACACGACAGCACGGGAGAAAGAAACACAUGGACAUGCAGGAUGCAGCCACGUGUCCUACAGUAAUUCGACCAUCGUUCGCAUUUUCCGCCAAAUGAUUAGUCCCCUUCUUUUCCCAUCCGUCGCUUUCCUUCCCCAAACUCCAAUCACAACCCCCUCCUCACGGAUUUACAUGAUCGAACAAAAAGAAUCAGAGAAAAGGGCAAUGGAAUCGACUCAAAAGUUGCUGUUUCUCACCGAAGAAAUCCAGAAGUUAAUAGAAGAGAAGAAGAACGAAGAAGAAGAAGCCUACGCCGAUUCCAUCUCCUUGGACGACAAAGAUCGCCCUAUUCUCUCCAGAUUACUCGCCGAGUUGGAAUCGCUGAAAGGAGAAGGGACGCUCAAACAACCCGGGUCAUCGGAGGCAAGCUCUCCACGAGGCGGAGAAAGCAGGUUGAGAAACCGGAAACCAGGUUCCGGCCGGAAUAGCAAGGAAACCGAUGCAGACGAGGAGCUAGUGAAGGAGAUUAAGAAGGUGAAGAGGCAGAACUUCAUCACACACUGCCUGCUUUCUGCUUUGAUCGUCGUGACGGUGGCCUGGCAAGUCUCCGAGGUGUCCAUCGCCUUGGCCGUCAAGGACAAACUGAGCCAUCCCGUGAGGUCGUUGCUGAGCAGCUUCUUUCCGCGCAGGGAGCAGGACGGGGAGAAGAAACAUUCCGCUGAGGAGUCCGAUUCGAUCAAGAUCCCCGAGCUUCCCCACGUAGAGUUUCGGUUCAAUGGUGAAGACAAGUGGUAGCAACCAAGCUUGCAUCCAUGGCGCCCGUAGCUUUUUGCUGUGUAUUUGUAUCAACCCAUUUGUAGUCUUUUCUUUUUCUGCAUUUGGCGAAGACUGGGCAGAAUGCUGUCGCUUCUGUACGCCAGGCUGCUUAUACAUAUUUUACUCGACCCAACUCCAAAAAGCAGGAGGGGCAAUGAUGUAAAUCCUCGUCCAAGUUGCUCAAAGUCGUCUGUUCCAAUGAGCGUUGAGCAACUUGUCACCUGUGAAACAUGACUAGAACAAUGAAAUUAUUACAACUGCAGCUAUAACAACUCCCAGCAAGACCUGCUCCCUCUUUGUUCUGCAUUCACUUCCACCAACUGAAUAGCUAGC
Molecule: messenger RNA, 1267 nt
Organism: Linum tenue
Lineage: Eukaryota; Viridiplantae; Streptophyta; Magnoliopsida; Malpighiales; Linaceae
Source: the annotation of a GenBank genome assembly